AUCAGCACAGAGGGUGCCCCCCCCACCAGAGAAUGGAUGUUACAUCCCACAGGGGCCUGGCCGCCAGGAUGGGUGGGGGGCGUGGAGGGCUGAGAGGAGGAAGGGCCUCCCUUGGGUUGGGGUCUGGCUGUGAACCACAUCACCGAACUGAGGCUGGGGCUGGGGCUUCAAGAGCCAGGGUCCCCUCAGACCCCAGGGCAGCACGUGGUCAGUGUCAGUAACUCUGGCUAAGGACUAAGCCCCUCUUCAUUCUCCUCAGCAGGCCCCAGGCUCAGCAGGUGCCUCUUACCCCUGCAGUGCCCUUUCUCCCAUGUCCAGGGGAAGGUGCUGGACAGGAGUGAGGCCCCACAGAGGACUGGGUGUCGUGGGUGUCCCUCUGCUCGAUGACCUCCAGCCUGGGGAUGGGGGGAGGAGAGGCUUCAGGAAGGGCCCCUGACGCAUGGCUGUCAUGAGAACUGGGGCUGCAGAGGGAGCGAACAGCAGGAAGCGACCACUUGGACCACAGAUGCUUCCUGGCUUGGGGUGGGGGUUGCCGAGGUAGGGCAGCAGCUCAGCGCAGCACCCCCCCCCCGCCCCCCGCAUCUUGCUGGGCCCUGUGAGGAGCCUCAGCUGGGUGGAGUUGACCUUGGUUUGCCCAGUCCUCGGCUGAGUCCCUCAGGCAGGAUUGGGGUGGGGGCCAGGAAGGGGUCUUCCUGGUUUAUCUCCCAGCUCUCCACCCUCCGGGGCUGAGGCAGGAAGCUGGGCUGGGGGUCUGCGGGCAGGAAGCCGAGGGGCCCAGACUACCGAGCCUGUCGGCAGUGACAUGCGGAGGCUCCUGCUGCUCGGGGCCCUGGUGCGGGGGCUCAACCCUGCUGGCGGCACCCGCACCCCCAGCAUCUACGACGAGACCCCUGAGGACCAGAGCGCAAGCGGGGCCGAUGGCAGCGAGCUGGGGCCCUGGUUCAGACACACAGAAGUGACAGCCCCGCAUCUGCCCUGCCCACGCAGCUUCCCUGGCCGCCUCUGCUCCAACGACAGCGACACCCUGCUACUGCCGGACAGCUCACAGGCGCUGCUGCUGGGCUGGGUGCCAACGCGCCUGGUGCCUGCCCUCUAUGCCUUAGCUUUGGCGCUCGGACUCCCGGCCAACGGGCUGGCGCUGUGGGUACUGGCCACACGUACGCCGCGCCUGCCCUCCACACUGCUGCUCAUGAAUCUGGCAGCCGCCGACCUGCUGCUGGGACUGGCACUGCCGCCACGCAUCACCUACCACCUGCGCGGUCAGCGCUGGCCCUUUGGCGAGGCCGCCUGUCGCCUGGCCACGGUCGCACUCUACGGCCACAUGUACGGCUCGCUGCUGCUGCUGGCGGCUGUCGCCCUUGACCGUUACCUGGCCGUGGUGCACCCGCUACGCGCCCGCGCCCUGCGCGGCCGGUGUCUGGCCACUGGACUCUGUGCCGCCGCCUGGCUGGUGGCCGCCGCGCUAUCGCUGCCCCUCGCGCUGCAGCGACAGACCUUCUGGUUGGCAGGCGCGGGCGCGGGCCAUCUGCUGUGUCACGACGCGCUGCCACUCGACGCGCAGCUCUCGCACUGGCGGCCCGCCUUCGCCUGCCUGGCGCUCCUUGGCUGCUUUGCGCCGUUGCUGGCCAUGGCGCUGUGCUACGGCGCUACGCUGCGCGCGCUGGCGGCGGGCGGCCGGCGCUACGAUCACGCUCUGCGCCUGGCCGCCCUCGUGCUGGCCUCGGCCCUGGCCUUCUUCGCGCCCAGCAACGUGCUGCUACUACUGCACUAUUCGGACCCGGGGCCGCGCGCCUGGGGCAACCUCUACGCCGCCUAUCUGCCCAGCCUGGCGCUCAGCACCCUCAACAGCUGCGUGGACCCCUUCGUCUACUACUACGUGUCGGCCGAGUUCCGUGAAAAGGUGCGCCACGCGCUCCGCAGACUGACGCCUGGAAACGCAGGCGCGACUUCCAAGCCCUCCGGGGAAGGGGUUGGUGCGGGGAACGGCACCCGCUCUACCUCGUUGGUAUGACUGACCUGCAGAUGGGAUGCUGAGCCCCAGGCAUCCGGACCCCGGAUUAGGUGGAUCCCAGACCAGCCGGAUCCCCUAAGUCAGCAGAACCUCCAGACCAGAAGGACCCCCCGGGCUAGCCAGACUCCUGGCCCUUCUGGACCUCCAGACCAGGUGGACUCUGGGACCGACUACAGUUAAGCCCCCUCCAGAGAUGGGAGCCCCCUAACCUUCUACAGGAUCCUGCUCAGGGGGAGUCCCGGCUGCCACCACCUCCCCCUUCCCCCCCAAUUGCCCCAGCCGCUCGCGCCCCAGCAACCCUGGUUCCAAAUUUGGGCGGUGCCCAGGGUUUGGGGCAUCUCCUGAGCAAUCAAAACGGAGCCCCUCUGGUGGUGAAAUGUUUUGGAUAAGGAUAACCGUGGCACAACAUGAAAAACGUAAUCAAUGUCAUUGAACUGUAAAUGUGGAAGUCGUGCUGGCGGAUGUUCUGGUGUGUAUGUUUUCACCACAAUAAACAGAACGAAACAAAAAAAAACCCAGAGCCCUCGACUCUGCCCCAAAGCAUCAACUCUGUCAUGGGGGAUACAGGUCCCAGUCUCUUCCUCCUCUGUCUCCAGGGCCCUAGAGACUCCAGCUUCUCCUCUAAACCACUCUUUGACCUCUCGAUUUGAUGUUAACUCCCCCCAGGACUAGGUGAGGCCGGCGGUGGGCUCUUGGGGGCCUGGUACUCAGACCUAUAGCCCUGUGACCCCCCUCCACAAUGCUCCAGUCUGCUGGUAAACCCCAACCCCAUUCACCCCAACACCAUGAGCCACCUGGAGCACUGU
Loxodonta africana (African savanna elephant) is the source of this 2817-nucleotide messenger RNA. RefSeq names its product F2R like thrombin or trypsin receptor 3 (gene F2RL3). Gene Ontology annotation, molecular function: thrombin-activated receptor activity. Bases 803 to 2011 code for a protein of 402 amino acids. Lineage: Eukaryota; Metazoa; Chordata; Mammalia; Proboscidea; Elephantidae. The record is from RefSeq and is a predicted model, not a curated record. Gene Ontology annotation, cellular component: plasma membrane. Gene Ontology annotation, biological process: thrombin-activated receptor signaling pathway; blood coagulation; phospholipase C-activating G protein-coupled receptor signaling pathway. The transcript is spliced from 2 exons.